Sander lucioperca (pikeperch) is the source of this 4438-nucleotide messenger RNA. Its product is annotated as protein mono-ADP-ribosyltransferase PARP12-like. NCBI's taxonomy places the organism in Eukaryota, Metazoa, Chordata, Actinopteri, Perciformes, Percidae. The record is from RefSeq and is a predicted model, not a curated record. The transcript is spliced from 12 exons. Gene Ontology annotation, molecular function: metal ion binding; NAD+ poly-ADP-ribosyltransferase activity. Bases 105 to 2921 code for a protein of 938 amino acids.
CUGAACGUUCCUGUUCCAUUGAACACAGCAUCCGCUCAGCGGUUGCUGUCUUGUGUUCGGAGUUGGAAGGAAACGCGGAAACAGAAAAGAAGAGCGUCAAAAUAAUGGAGUCGGAAAUAUUGAAGAUCAUCUGCGCCAAUCAAGGAUCAGUUGACACUGAUUAUUUGAUAUUGAAUCUCGGCUUAGGCGAUGCAACUUAUGAUAUCAUUAGUAACCAAGAUAGAUUUGCUUUGUCUUGUCCUUUCGGGCAGCCGAAGGUGGUGGCCAGGACCAGACUGAAACUGUGCAGAGUCAGAGAGUGUCCGGGAUCAUGCAGGGCGCUGCACCUGUGUAAAAAGUUCCUCCUCACCGGAUCCUGCCCGUUCACUCGGUCGAGGACAGGAUGCAGAUUCUCCCAUGAGCUAGACUCUGAUCACAAUGCGGGGUUACUGCGAGAGCAUGAGCUGGAGAGUCUGAGCCGGGCCGAGCUGUGCACACUGCUGCUGCAGAGCGACAACUGGCUUCUGCCUGAUAUAUGUCAUAAUUACAACAAUGGUGGCGGGGAGUUUGGCUUGUGUCAGGAGGGUUUCGCCUGCAAGAGACUGCAUAUCUGUGAGAGGUUCCUGAACCGCGACUGCACCUGCUCCAAGGCUCAUGAUUUUAAUGCUCCACAGCCAUACAAGAGCCUGCAGGAGAAAGGCGUUCCUGAAGACCUCACUCAUUCCCUGAAGUCUGUUUAUGCAAACAUAUUGGCUUUGAAGUACACUGACAGAAGGCAACAAAAUCUUCCCAACAACACUGACGCGAACAGCGACGAUGGCCUGAAUUACAGAGUGAGAGGGAGAGGGAGAGGUAACGGGGGCAACAGAGGCAACAGGGGAAAUAGAGGCAACAGGGGAAAUGGAGGCAACAGAGGCAACAGAGGCAACAAGGGCAACAGGGGCAAUAGAGGAAAUAGAGGAAACCCAGGCAACCGUCAACCGGCACAACAAACCUCUUCCACUGAUGACAUCCUUGCGAAAAUCAACGCCUUAGAUCCGUACAGCGACGAUGGAAUGAACGAUUGGCUAAACUCUUCCACCAGUGACAUCUCCGUUGCUGCCAGCUGCACCGAUGCGAGCAGCGACGAUGGUCAGAAAAAAAAACCGAAUAAAACUUCAACAGCUGUCAGAGAGAAAGGCGGGAACAUAGGCAGACCAUCAACCAGUUCCACUAAUGACAACCCCGGUUCUGUCAUCGACGAUGCAAACGCCGAGGAUGGACCGAACAGAAGACAAAGGCAAAGGCCUGUUAGAGAUAAAACUGAGAUAUGCAUGUUCUUCAUCAAAGGAAACUGUAUACAUGAGGAGCGAUGUUUUAAAGCUCACGACAAGAUGCCGUACAGAUGGGAGGUCAGAGAGGACAAUCAAUGGACCGCCUUGACUGAUAAUGAAAAUGAGGCGAUUGAGAAGGACUACUGUGACCCUAAAAACACAUACAGUCAGCACCCCUACAGCACCCCACCUGUGCAUUUUGACACAAUGACCCGUGGAUCGAACAAAGUCCGACGACUCUCUACCACAAACUCUUUGCUUGAGCCAACCUUCAUCCACACCACUGAGUGGGUUUGGUACUGGGAGGAUGAGUUCGGAAAGUGGAACAUGUACGCUUCAGCUGCUGGUGGACGCAAAGUAGCAGACGUAGACAGUCCUACACUGGAGCAGAAGUUUCUGGACAAUGACAAAGAUGUGGUGGAGUUCACCGCUGGUUCACAGUCAUACUCACUCAGUUUCCAGGACAUGAUACAGACAAACAAGCAGUAUGGCACCAAGAGGCUCGUGAAAAGACGGCCGCUGUUUGUCUCCGCAGCUGAUGUCAAAUCAAAGAAAACGAGAAAGCCUCCUGGUCAACUAAAUUUGACCGAUGUACCCGACCACUGGGACAAGACACAGAUUCCUCAAACAGGAUACAAGCGAGUCCCCCUGCAGCGCUCCUCGGAUGAAUUUAAGGAGAUUGAAACUCUUUUCUGUAAAACCAUGAGAGGCUUUGACAUUGUCCAAAUUGAGAGGAUUCAGAACAAAGCUCUUUGGGAAGUCUUUCAGUGGCAAAAAAAGCAGAUGAAGAUCAACACCAAGGGACCCUAUGUGACUGAAAAAAAGCUUUUUCAUGGCACUGACUCUAAAUACGUAGAUGUCAUCUGUCACACCAACUUUGACUGGAGAAUCUGUGGAACUCAUGGAACAGUUUAUGGCAAAGGUAGUUACUUUGCCCGGGAUGCAAAAUACUCCCACAGCUACACCGGUGACUCUAAUGUCAAAUCCUUGUUCAUCUCACGGGUGCUGGUGGGAGAUUACACCAGAGGGUCCUCCGACUACGUCCGACCUCCUUCUAAGGACGGUGGAGACAUAAACUUCUUUGACAGCUGCGUCGACGACGUUAUAUCCCCUUCCAUCUUUGUCGUGUUUGAGAAGCACCAGAUCUACCCCGAGUACCUGCUGCAGUACAAGACCACGCAACCGCCCGUUGACUUAUUUGGUACUGCGUCAGUACCGGCACCGAGACCAGUACCAGCACCCAAACCAGUAGCAGUACCGAGGCCAGCUCCCCAACCAAUCAGACUAGCUCCACAAACAAUCAGACUAGCUCCACAAACAAUCAGACCAGCUGCCCAACACAGUAUAUCAGUUUAUCAACCCAGCACAUUGGUUCAACCCAGCACACCCUCACACCAACCCAGUACAUCCAUUUAUAAAUCCAGCACACCCUCACACCAACCCAGUACAUCCGUUUAUAAAUCCAGCACAGCCUCAUACCAACCCAGCACUUUGACUUACCAACCCAGCACAUCCUCUUACCAAUACCAACGCAGCAGAAUAGAUAACCAAGCCACGUCAUCUCCAUCUCCUCCACCUUCCUCACCAAGUCCGAAACCAAAGAAGUCUGAUUCCUGUGUCAUUGCUUAGGGACAAAGCUGUAAGACCCAAAAACAAGUCCUUUUCGUAAUGAGGCAAUGAUAUCCUUUGAAAUGUGAGGAGUAGAGUGGCUUCAAUGCAGUAGUGUCACUUAGACUGUUUAUUUAAUUAGAAGACUGUAUAACACUAGAAUGAUUAAUCCCACGUAUAAAAACAGUGCAGUAGAAAGAACUACAGUGAACAGGAAAUAUUAAUGACAGAUCUGCCAAGUUCAUAAAUCCAAAUGUAACACAACUUUUCAAUUUCCAGAAAAUCUGCAGAAGAAAAUGCAAAUUAAUGCGCCUCUCCAUCCACUGUUGUUAUGCGAAUAUUAGGAGAUAAACGGUUGGUGGCACUAAUUCUCCAGUCGGGUGACAUGAAAGCAUUGCAGUAAAAGAGGGCGCAAGAAGAUGACGUGCUGUAAGGCGUCAAACUUCAAAUGAACGAAAACCACGUCGAAAACGCAACGGAAAUAUAGCAUUUCUGUUUGGUUCAUGUUUUUAUCUGCCACUAUUUUCUGUGUCUUCAAUGUAAGCUUAUCACAUGUACGUCAUGGUUUAUUCACUAAGUCUGUUUCCAUCGACCGUUGCACUUAUUGAUAUGUGGUUAACAUAAAUACAUGUAAAAUUAACACAUUGAUUAAUACAUUUUGCUCAGGAAAUGUUUUUUUUAUGAAAUGUGAUGAAAUGAGGUUUUGUAGUUCGUAUGUAAGCCGUUUCUGUUUCACACAAUUUUAGAGUACAAUUGUUAACAGCACCACUUGCAGCUUUUGUUUCAUUUGCUUACACUACGAUUCUACUGCAACUAAAAAUUCCAUUUCCCAAAUAUGUUGAACUGUUUGCAAAAUGCUGAUAUUUUGUGCAUUGAAUAAAUAAAUUAAUGUAAUAUUAUUGUUAACUGCACACAGAAUCACUGUUAUGGUCUGUGUUAUAUUCUGUUUUUAUAUCUUUCUCUGUCUGACUCAAGUAAAUUGAAAACGCCACCAGCGGUCAUGUUGAGCCUCUUAGUGAAAUGAGGCAGGGCAUAAAAGAUCAUCAGUAUGGCUGCUGGUGCUUCCUGUGACAUUAGGGCUGCAAAUCACCCAUCAACAUACACACACACACACACCCACACCCACCCCCACCAACAAACACACACAUACACACAGUACACAUACACUAGAAACCACCUCCUGUUGUGUUUCCUGACAAAUUGCACUGUGUGAUUGUGAAUAUGUUUGCAUAUUAAGAUGAGAUUUCACUAUACUUAUGCACCCUGACUUUUUCAUUGGAUCAUUCCACACGCUGAAGAAAUGCAUCGAUUUACACUAAAGCACAGUGUCAGAGUUAUACUACACCUUGGUGAUGUUUAACUUUAUGCAGUGAUUUAUGUUUCUGUAUGAACAUUAAGACAUUCAUUUGUUUUAAACCAGAAUGCAUUUUUCCAUUUUACUGUCUUCAGGCAUUUAAAAACAUGACAUGUACUUUGAUCAGUGCAAAUGUAAAUAAUCCUAACUGAAAAAUUAACUGAAAUAAACUACUUUCAUACUU